AACUUUGACUGACAAACUCUGACGUCACCGUGUUUACUACGUGCUGCAGCUCUGCGUCCAGAGUUUGGGCGCUUUAAAUCCACUCAGACGGGAAAUUUUUCUGGAGCCAUAUGACGUGAAAGGAGGAACACGCCUGUCACACAGGAGCCCGGUGUUUCCCCGCACAAAGAACAGAAAGUCGACCGAAAAGAGGAACAUCAUCUUGUGCGGUAGAAAAAAAGAAAGUUUUUCAGCGGAGGGUUGAGCGUGGAGCGGUGAUGACGUCAUGGAGCUAGGCUAACAGCAAAACCCUUCGCUUAGUUUUCUUCUUCAGCCAAAUGCGCGUCCAGCCGCACUUCAAGGACCAUGGUCAACAAAGAGGAGUUAGAAGAGAGGCUGAGGAAGCUCCUGGUGCGGUUAAACAUCCCGCAAGAAGACAGGCAGCUGUGCACGUUGAUUCAAAUCAUCCAGGACCUGCUUUUUCUGACGCACACAGACUGCGCACAUGAACUGUUUGAAGGCAAAUCGGUCCACGUGCCCCUCAUGGUCAUGCUGCCAUCCUACUUCAACAGCAGAGACGUCCAGGAGGUGGGCUGUUCACUGCUGUGUCGGCUGAUUGAGAUAUGCCCCGACACUCUGGAUCAGCUGACCAGACCUCUGCAAGUAGUUAAGGACUGGGAGGUACUGAAAGUACAUGAGCACAUCUUGAAAAUACUGUCUCACUACAUCACAGACCGCACAAUGACCAUGGUUGGACUUCGGGCUCUGGCUCUCCUACUCAGAUCAGAUUUGGUUCCUCUUCUGGUGCUGGAUGAGAAUGAGGAUGUGUUUGGCCUUGUGGUACAUGCGAUGACAACAUAUCCUACCUGUGAAGAAGUGCAGCUCCAAGGCUGUGGAGCUCUGCAGCUUCUCCUGGAGAAAGUAAGUGAUGAACACCUUAUGGAGUUUGUGGAGAACCAGGACCAUGUUGUGGUUCUAGAGGCUCUGCAGAGGUUUCCAGAUAACCCCAAUCUUCUUCUGCAAGCCAUGAAGGUGCUGCUUCCACUUGCUGGCCCUGGGAGCAACGUGGAGGUGUUAAUGUCAGGAGGAGCUCGCUGUUACAGCAUUCUCAUUGCAGCUAUGGAUGCUUUCCAGGAUGUGGAGGAGCUGCAGGAGAUGGCCUGCUGUCUGUUCAGGAUGUUUCUUUCAGAGAGUUACUACAGCAUCCUGGUCCAAAACGGUGCUAAGAGGGUAACAGUGAGAGCCUGCCAUGCAUUCCCUGACAACGCCACGCUGCAAGCUGCUGCACUGUCUUGUCUGGCUGAACUCACUGCCACCAUCGUGCAGACCAAGGUGGUGGCUGAGCAGGGUCUGGAGGAAGGAGAGGAGGAUGAGAACAGGGGAAAAGUAGAAGUGGAGGACAUUAGCCUGGACUGGAUGGAGUUCUGCUGUACUGCACUGGAUCUCCACGCUGCUGAUCCACAUGUACAAGAAGCUGCCAGUUGGGCCAUUCACAAUCUCUUACUGCAUGGAGGUGGACUGAUUCAUUCAGCAGAAGAGCAGGAUGAAAGGAAGAGCAGGACUCCGAUUCACAGACAGCUAAUGGCAUCCAUGCUGCUCCAUUUAUCCUCCCCCAGAGUCUUCCAAGCUACAACGACUGCUAUGGCCACACUCAUCACACACAACAGUAAAAUGCGUUCUUUACUGCUUACGAGUGGACUUCAUGUCAACGUAGUGGAGAUGAUGAAGAGACACUCCACAUCUCCUGUUGUUUCCAUCAGCGCCUGUAAACUGCUCCACCUCCUCUUUCAGGGCAGGACGGCCAAUCUGGAUGAGCUGAACAUGGCCAUGAGUCAGAUCCUGAAUGUCAUGAAGGUGCACAACUUUGAGCCAGAAGUUCAGCUGGAGGCCCUGCAGGCCAGCCUGGUCUUCCUCUGCCCAGACAGGUGUUUACAGGAGGAUGGCAUCUCAGUGGCUGACCCUGACUUGGCUGACGUAUCAUUGAAGGUCUUGAAGAACCAGUGUAUUGUCGAAGGAGCUCACAUCAUCUACCUUGAAGUUCUCAACAGGUUUAUCAGCAGCUCAUCCAUACAGAAGUGCGGUUUGAAGGCGCUGUUUUCUCUGGCUGACUGUUCCGGGGCAGUGGACCUACUCUGCCAGCAGGGGGCAAUAGACACAGUGCUUCACACACUACAGAUGUUCCCACAGGAACGAGAGAUACACUACUGGGGUCUGAAGCUGCUCUGCUACCUUGUAUCUAAAAAGAAGCUGUCUCAGAUUAUUGUACCAGUUCUGGCUUCAGUGGUGAUUUCCUCUCUCAACCAGCACAGAGGAGACGCAGAGAUGGUCCUGAAGUGUUUCCAGGUAGCACUGAGGAUGAUGGAUGCCUGUUCAGCAGCUGCUGCUGACUUACAAAGAGAGCACUUUGACAGACAGAUCUUCCAUCACCUCCAAGAGGAAUCACUCAAUCAGAGCAAUAAUAGCCAACUCCAUACGAUGGUGUGCCUGGCUCUAUCGAAGAUGUGGUGUGACUCAGAUCUACACUACAGCAUGCUGGAAAAGGCCUGUAAGGACGGAGACGUAGUGAUGGUUGAGUGUCUGAUCGAGCUGGGUGCUGACAUCAACUGGAAAUCCAAAACGGAAUCUCUUUUCUGGCAGGUGUGUGAGAGGGGUGGGCCAGUUGCACUGGUUGAGAUCCUUCUGAGCCGAGGCGUCUAUGAGCAACACCUGUGCAAGGCUCUGGCGCUUAGUGUGAAGCGGGACGAUGGCCCCAUCAUUAUUCAGCUACUGAGUCGUCUGGGUCUGGACAUCAACAGUGGCGCUCUCUGUCUGGGGGGCUUUCGAUUGGGUCACCUGCAUGCUGCCUGGCUAAGCCCCCUGUUGGGUGGAAGAGGCCGAAUGCACAGCACGCGUAACAGUAACAGUAAAGGUGUACGUUUGGCCAGGUACAUUCAGUCUUUACAAAGGUCAAGAAAAAUCAGUGCUACUUCAAGGCCUCCGGCUGACUCCUGUCUGACCUCUGGCUACCUUUCCGAUGGGAGUGAUGACUCUACUUUCAGCUUUGUGUCUACAGAAGACACCCCAUUUCUUUGUGACGACAUGGACAGUGACGGUAGUAAUUCAGUGCCAUGCAUUCCAUCGCCAAUGACUCGCUGUAACUCAGAGGGAGGCUCUGUCAUUAGAAAUCAGGAACGUCGCAGGAGGUUCAGUGCAGAGAACGGUUACAUUGAGAAUGAACUGGGUGAGUCUGUGCACAGGAGGUGCAGAAACACUGCCUCCAGCCAAAAAGCCGAGAACUCCAUCACUCUGCCAAAGGACAGGGAGACGAUCCGCAUGCUUGAUCUCUCAGGAAAUGAGCUGGACUCUUUGUCCUGUUUGGUGGACAACAGCACCGUCCAACGCCAUUUGGGGCAUCUCUUCCGCUUGGACAUGAGCCACAACAAUCUGCAGGAGCUUCCUUCAGCACUUUGUCAGAGCUUGAGGAGUCUGACUCGAAUAGACCUCCAUGGCAACCAGCUCCAGUCAUUUCCAUUUGAGAUGCUGGGCCUUCCUUCUUUGAGUGUGCUUAACAUCUCUCACAACUGCAUGGGUCCCAAACUCAUCUUUAAUCCCACAUUUACAUGCCCAUCCCUACGGCAGCUCAAUCUGUCUUUCAAUAAAAUCACUACAUUCCCGCAAGAGCUGGGCCAGGUCAUGGAUCAUCUGGAGGAGCUGUGGAUAGAAGGUAACUUGAUAACUGAACUUUGCACGCCUCCAUGUCUGCCAGAGAUCAGGUUGCUCGACGUGAGCAAAAACAAUGUGGAGAAUAUUUCUACUUCUUUCCUCACUGGCUGCCCUAAACUGGAGACUUUCGUUGCCUCCAUCAACAAACUUUAUUCCCUCUCACAUUUUCCAUGCAAAAUAACAACACUGAAACUAGCAAACAACAGCUUCACUCACAUUUCUGAGGCUAUUUGUGGUCUCCCAAACUUGCAGUCAGUGGACAUGAAAACCAAUAACAUUGUUGACCUGCCAGGCCCGGCAUCCUGGGUUUCCAGUAACCUCAGAGAGCUCAUAUUCAGUCAUAAUUCUAUCACAGCAUUGGAUCUGUGCGGGCCAAUCGAUAAGUGGGCCAGACUGGAAAAGCUCCACCUGAGUGACAACAAGCUUACUGAGAUUCCUCCACAGAUUGGCUCAUUGGAAGGUUUGACCUCGUUGGAUGUAAGCCAUAACUCUGGUAUACGGUCCUUUCCUGAUGAGAUGGGGAAACUGGGCCGGCUGUGGGACCUGCCAUUGGAUGGACUUGACCUUCAGCUUGACCUCAAACUCAUCGGCAACAAGACCAAAGACAUCAUUCGAUUCCUGCAGCAGCGGCUGAAGAAGGCAGUUCCCUACUACAGGAUGAAGCUUAUAGUGGUUGGGAAUGCCGGAAGCGGGAAGACCACUUUGAUCCAGCAGCUGAUGAAGCGCAAGCGCUCCAAGUUGAACUCAAAGCGGACCAAUGUUGGAAUUGAUGUACUGGACUGGACCAUCCGAGAAUGGGACAAGAAGAAAAUGGUGUUGAACGUGUGGAACUUUUCAGGUGGAGAGGAAUUCAUUGGCUCCCACCCUCACUUUCUGUCCUCCAGAGCUCUCUACUUGGUGGUAUAUAACCUCAGCAAAGGAGCCGGUCAGUUAGAUGACCUCAAACCGUGGCUGUUCAACAUCAAAGCUGUGGCCCCGACAUCUCCAGUUAUUCUGGUGGGAACCCACACGGAUGUGAGUGAGGACCUACACCUCCAGGCCUGUCUAACUAAGAUCUCAGAGGAGCUGCUGGACCACCAGGGCUUCCCUGUCAUCAAAGGCCAACACAUGGUGUCUGUGUACGAGGACUCUGACUCCAUAGCCAAGCUCCGCAAGUCCAUCAUCCGAGAGGCCAACAACUUUAAGCUCCAGGGGCAACCUGUAGUAGGUCAACUGGUUCCAGACAGCUAUGUGGAGUUGGAGCGCAGGCUUCUUCAGGAGAGGAACAGGGUUUCUCCUGAGUUCCCUGUCCUCAGACACCAGGAGCUGAUGCAGCUAAUCCAGAAAAGUCAGCUGCAGCUGGAGGAACCUGAGCUGCCACAUGCUGUCCACUUCCUCACUGAAGCCGGAGUUGUACUGCACUUUGAUGAUCCUGUACUUCAACUCCAGGAUCUGUAUUUUAUUGACCCACAGUGGCUGUGCAACAUCAUCUCUCAGAAACUGACACUAAAUGGCUGUGGCACCAGGGAGGAUUCUAAUGGAGUUGUUCAGUAUGCAUUGGUGGAAAAGUUCUUGUUGGAGAGCAGAUGUUUCCCCAAGAGCUACCUGAUGCACAUUUUCAAACUGCUGGAGAAGUUCCAGGUUGCUUUGCCAUUGGGAAAGGACCAGCUGUUGGUACCCAGCAGUUUGUCCAAAGACAGACCAAUAAUAGAAUUGCCCCACUGUGAGAACUCUGAGGUAAUUGUGCGUCUGUAUGAGAUGCCCUAUUUCCCCAUGGAUUACUGGUGUCUGCAGAUCCGUCGCUUACUCGAGGUCUCGUCCUACUUACUGUGCGAAAGAGAGAAAGUGGUACAACCCAGUUGUCGCUGCUGGAGGAGAGGAGUGUACCUGAGCUGGUCCUCAGAGGCUUACUGUCUGGUGGAGGAAAACCCCAUCAGCUUCAUCAGAAUAACCGUGCCUUCUUCCUGCAAAGGCCGGGUGCUACUGGGUCAGGUGGUGGAUCACAUUGACUCCCUCCUGGAGGAAUGGUUUCCAGGCCUGCUCAACACUGACAUGCACGGCAACGGCGAGGCCUUGCUGAAGAAGUGGGCUCUUUAUAGUUUUGAGGAUGGGCAAGAGUGCAAAAAGAUUCUUCUAGAAGAUUUGUUUACCUGUUUUGACAAUGAGUUUCUCCUGGUGGACCCAGAGAAUUCCCGGUGUACACUUCCCCUCUCUCAGAUUGCCCCUGACUUGGUACUGAGUGACCAGCCAGCAGGAACAAUUCUGGACAGUGAGGAGCUGGUUCAGGAAUGUCAACCAGAGCUGUUGCUCGUGAUGGGUGGCUUUGGAACGGUCUAUAGAGGCAUCUACAAAAAUGAAGAAGUAGCUGUGAAGAUAGUCAACAAACAUGCAUCUGAGCUUACAUCCACAGGCCUCCUGAGACAGGAGUUGGCAGUUUUGGGUCGUCUCUGUCACCCCAGCCGUAGCCUGCUGGCCGCCGGCCCCUCACCCAAAGUCCUUGUUAUGGAGCUGGCUCCGCGAGGCUCAUUGGACUCUUUGUUUGGACGUGGCAGUGGCAGCCUCAGUCAAAAGCUCCAGCACAGGAUAGCUCUGCAGGUGGCUGACGGACUCAGGUACCUCCACUCACACAUGAUCAUCUACCGGGACCUGAAGCCCCAUAACAUCCUCCUUUUCAACCUGAAGACAGACUCGGAGAUCAUUGCAAGAUGACGGACUACGGCAGUCGCUCAGUACUGCUGCAGCAUGGGUGUGAAGAGCUCAGAGGGCACUCCAGGACAGGUUUUCCGAGCACCAGAGGUGGCUCGGGGUAAUGUGGUCUACAACCGCAGGCUGAUGUAUUCUCUUGGACUCCUCCUUUAUGAUCUCCUCACCUUUGGUGAGCGAAUUUCAGAUGGCAUGAAGUUUCCCAGUGAGUUUGAUGAGAUCGCUGUGCAUGGAAAACUACCAGACCCAGUAAAUCACUAUGGCUGCUCCCCGUGGUUAAGCUACCAGGCGCUGAUGAAGGACUGCCUAAAGGAAAACCCUCAGGAUCGACCAAACUCUGCUCAGGUUUUUGAUCGGUUGAAUUCGGGAGAGAUGCUUUCUCUGAUGGAGGAGCUGGUGGUUCAUAGGGCUUUGAAUGCUGAGUGCCUCACAGUGAGCCGUGACAGCAGUGAUAGUUCCUUGUCCAGCCACAGGGUGUGGCUGGGAGGUGGCAGCACCACGCAGAGGAUUGGCUCUGUGACAGCUGUAGAUCUGGACACCAACAGCGUCACAACACAGGAGAUAGACGUCAGUCCCAUCCUCUGCCUUGUGACAGUUCAAAUCCCAGGCGAGAGCUCUGAUUGGCUUGUGGCAGGCACCCAGUCUGGCUCCUUGGUGGUCAUCAGCACUCAAGACUUGUCGACUUGGCACCAUCUGCAGAGGGUCACUGAUGCCGUUACCUCACUGUUUUUCCAUGUACAUGCCAGUCGUAUACAAAGAAAGAAUUAUUUGCUGGUUGGUGCAGCAGAUGGAAUUCUCACCGUUUAUGAGGACACAGUACUGUUGCAGGAGAAUGGCCAGCCGGUGAAAACUCUCAGCAUUGGGAGUGUCAGCACACCUGUCAUGUGUGUGGACCAGUCGCUGCACUCUGCGGACCACAUGUCUGUGUGGGCCAGUUGUGGGACCAAGAUCCUCUCCUUCUCGUCCGAAUAUGAUGUCUCAAACGCUAUUGAUACGAGAUCCAACCUCUGUUUCCAGCAGCAGCGGCCAUCGUGUCAGAAGCCUGUGUCUAUGUAUCGGUGGUGGCAAAAUAUAUAUACCUGACCCAAAGCUAGAGCCGUUACCUUGGAGGUGUGGGACAAGAAGAGCGAGAAGAUGGUGGACUGCAUCAACUG
Messenger RNA from Thalassophryne amazonica, 7517 nucleotides. It is a transcript of the gene lrrk2, whose product is annotated as leucine-rich repeat kinase 2. NCBI's taxonomy places the organism in Eukaryota, Metazoa, Chordata, Actinopteri, Batrachoidiformes, Batrachoididae. Gene Ontology annotation, biological process: protein phosphorylation. Gene Ontology annotation, molecular function: ATP binding; protein binding; protein kinase activity. The record is from RefSeq and is a predicted model, not a curated record.